Molecule: messenger RNA, 1074 nt
Organism: Lycium barbarum (goji berry)
Lineage: Eukaryota; Viridiplantae; Streptophyta; Magnoliopsida; Solanales; Solanaceae
Product: PKS-NRPS hybrid synthetase cheA-like
Exons: 3
Coding region: 1-1074 (357 amino acids)
Source: RefSeq, a predicted model, not a curated record
AUGAAUAACAUUGCAAUUACUCGUCAUCAACAGUACAAGGUAGAAAAGUCAUGCACGCAACGGAAUUACAUCAGAUGUGUUGACCCAACCUGCAUUUGGCGUUUCCACAGUUCAAGGUUCAGAGGAUCAAAACUUUUCAAAGUAGUUAACUUUGAAAAGAGACAUAGUUGUUCAAUAAAUUUUAUCACCUCUGACAUGAGGAAUGCAACUUCAAAAGUCAUAGCGGAAUACAUUACAGACCUAGUACGCCAUACACUACAAGAGAUAACACCCAAAUUUGUCAUUGAAGAAAAGAGAAGCAGAUAUGGAUUGCACAUUGGUUACCACAAAGCAUGGCGUUCCCUCCAACACGCUUAUAAUGUCAUAAGAGGAAGCCCAGAAAAUAACUACACACUUCUACCGCAAUAUCUUCACAUGAUGAAAUUAAGAAAUCCUAGAACAGUUGCUAACAUCAAAUGGACCGCUGACAAUAAGUUUAAGUAUGCUUUUUUCGCCUAUGGAGCAUCAAUUGAGGGUUGGAAACACUGCAGACCAGUAAUGAUGGUGGAUGCAACCUUCUUGAAAUCAAAAUACCGCGGUGUGCUCAUGAUAGCAGUAGUAAAAGAUGGAAACAACAAUAUAUUUCCUCUCGCAUUUGGUAUUGCAGACUCUGAGAAUAAUGAAUCCUACAGGUGGUUCUUCAGACAUGUGAAAAAGGUGUUUGGCACGCGCAAAGACCUAUCAAUUCUUUCUGAUCGUCACUCAUCAAAUGCAACUGUAAUCAAAGAACUGUAUCCAGAUACCCAGCAUGGAAUAUGCAUCUACCACAUGGAGAAGAACUUGCAGAAAUAUUUCCCAUCCGAAGCGAUCCUAUCACUGUUCUACAAUGCAACAACUACCUACAAACAGGCAGAGUUUCGUACCUAUAUGUCACAGAUACAACAAAUCGACCCAAAAGCUGCAGAAUACAUAGAAGAAGAACCACCGGAAAUAUGGGCACCUUCAUUCCACACCAACAGGCGUAUAACAGUUUUUGCCGGGAAAACAAAAUUGGUAUCUCAAAGACUACAUCAUGGUCUUCCGCUUACAAAAUAA